AUGACACUGCAAGAAGCCUCCAGGCCUCGAAGUAUUCGAGACGACACAACCCAACCGCUGCAGCCCCUCCUCCCGUCGUCGCGAGAGUUGGGAGAAGUCACUCCCCCCAAACAGCCAGAUGGCGCACCGGUAGCGAAACAAGAUCCCAAGUCUGGAAAGUCAUGGGCGCAUUUUGUCGCUGGAGGCCUCGGUGGCAUGGCCUCGGCGACUUUGACAGCCCCGCUGGAUGUCCUGAAGACUCGUCUGCAAUCUACUUUCUACCAACAGCAUCUCGCCGCAAUGCGUUCCGCCCGUGGCCUACCCCCAAUCGAAACCAUGUCCUUCGGUCGCAGCUCGCUCCUCCACAUUCGAGAAACUGGAGAGAUAUUAUGGCAGGUUCCCAAGGCAGAGGGAUGGCGGGCACUUUUCAAAGGGUUGGGUCCCAAUCUUAUCGGCGUAGUCCCGGCACGCGCAAUCAACUUCUUCGCAUAUGGAAACGGCAAGCGGCUGAUCAGCACACACUUCAACAAUGGCCAGGAGGCAGCAUGGGUGCAUCUCUGCAGUGCGGCUGCCGCCGGUAUUGUGACUGGAACUGCCACCAACCCCAUUUGGCUUGUCAAGACGAGAUUGCAACUUGACAAGAACAUACACGCGGAUGGCCGCGGGCGCCAAUACAAGAACGCAUUUGACUGCACCAUGCAAACUGUACGGAAAGAGGGUGUUCGCGGUCUGUAUCGCGGAUUGACUGCCAGUUACCUGGGUGUUACUGAGAGCACAUUGCAAUGGAUGCUGUACGAGCAGAUGAAGCUAUCGCUGGCACGGAGAGAAGAACGCGUCAUCGCUAGCGGAAAACCACCAACUGUUUGGGACCAGACUGUGGCGUGGACUGGCAAAUUGACGGCUGCCGGAUCAGCCAAGUUCGUCGCUGCGCUCAUCACAUAUCCACAUGAGGUCGUCCGAACACGUCUAAGGCAGGCACCAAUGGAAGACGGCCGACAGAAGUACACAGGCCUCGUUCAAUGCUUCCGAUUGAUCUGGAAAGAAGAAGGUAUGGCGGCGCUCUACGGCGGUCUGGUGCCUCACAUGUUCCGUGUGGUACCCAGUGCCGCUAUUAUGUUCGGUACCUACGAAGGUGUACUGAAGUUCCUUGGAGAGAGCAGUAACAUGUGA
Alternaria arborescens is the source of this 1149-nucleotide messenger RNA. Its product is annotated as putative mitochondrial carrier. Bases 1 to 1149 code for a protein of 382 amino acids. The transcript has 2 exons. Lineage: Eukaryota; Fungi; Ascomycota; Dothideomycetes; Pleosporales; Pleosporaceae. Gene Ontology annotation, biological process: pyrimidine nucleotide import into mitochondrion. Gene Ontology annotation, cellular component: mitochondrion. Gene Ontology annotation, molecular function: pyrimidine nucleotide transmembrane transporter activity. The record is from RefSeq and is a predicted model, not a curated record.